Molecule: messenger RNA, 993 nt
Organism: Exaiptasia diaphana
Lineage: Eukaryota; Metazoa; Cnidaria; Anthozoa; Actiniaria; Aiptasiidae
Product: proteasome subunit alpha type-2
Exons: 9
Coding region: 50-754 (234 amino acids)
Biological process (GO): ubiquitin-dependent protein catabolic process
Cellular component (GO): proteasome core complex, alpha-subunit complex; proteasome core complex
Source: RefSeq, a predicted model, not a curated record
CGAUGCUGACUCACUUCUUUGCAAAGUCUUAUGGGUAAAUAAAUCCAAGAUGUCGGAAAGAUACAGCUUCAGUUUGACAACUUUUAGCCCUUCGGGUAAACUGGUACAGAUUGAAUAUGCCUUGGCUGCUGUCGCCGCUGGUGGACCUUCCGUUGGAAUUAAAGCUUCAAAUGGAGUAGUGUUGGCAGCAGAAAAGAAACAAAAGUCCAUUCUCUAUGAUGACAGUACUAUUCAUAAGGUUGAGAUAGUUACAAAAAACAUUGGAAUGAUCUACAGUGGUAUGGGGCCUGAUUACAGAGUGCUUGUUCGUCAUGCCAGAAAGAUUGCACAGCAAUACUAUUUGAUGUACAAAGAACAAAUACCAGCUUCUCAACUUGUACAAAGACUUGCAUCUGUAAUGCAGGAAUAUACACAAUCAGGUGGUGUUAGGCCAUUUGGAGUUUCACUCUUAGUAGCUGGUUGGGAUGAUGAUAGGCCAUAUUUGUUCCAGUGUGAUCCCUCUGGUGCAUAUUUUGCAUGGAAGGCAACAGCCAUGGGAAAGAAUUACGUCAAUGGAAAAACAUUUUUAGAAAAACGGUACAACGAGAGUCUAGAACUGGAAGAUGCUAUUCAUACUGCAAUAUUAACACUAAAAGAGAGUUUUGAAGGCCAAAUGACUGAAGAUAACAUAGAGAUUGGUGUCUGUAAUGAAAAUGGUUUCCGUCGAUUGUCACCAGCCGAGAUCAAAGAUUACCUUGCUGCAAUAGUGUCUUAGCAAAACUUGUAAAACCAUAUYGUAGCUAGCUAGUAUUAGUGUUCUGUAUUUUGUGAAAGAACCACAAGCAUUCAAACUUUUUACCACAAAGAAAGAGGCUUUCUUGUUAUUCUUUCACAACAUUCUCUAUCAAUGUGUAUGUCACUAACUCCACAAUAAAUUCAUUGAGAUUACUGUUACUCUAGGUGUUUUGUAAAUUUGUGCUGAGCAUGAAAUUAAAAUAAUGUUAUGUAUUAUCA